AUGGACUCAAGGGGCCUGACUAUAAGUUUAGAAUCCAUCAAAAAAGUUUGUCUAAUGCUCUUAGAACCGAAUUAUAAAAGCCGCCAAGAAGUCUGUGAUAAGAUUUAUGAAAAUUAUGCUACCUUGCUCCAAGAUGCUGUUGUAGAGUCUAAAGAAAAACCCCGAUCUGGGCAGCAAAGAAGAACUCUUUUAUCGAAGGACACUCGACUUUUUUUGGAAUCGGUUUUUGAGAAAAAGAGAUCUCCUAAUUCAAGAGAACGUAAGGCAAUUGCAGACAAAUGCGGCUUAACGCCUAUAUACAUUAGCUUUUCCGUUUUUAGCAGUUCGCAAGGCCACGGAAGUCAACAAAAAACAUUUCCUACUUAUUCUCCCAUCUUCUUAACGUUUUUCAUGUUUUGGUCUAAUUUCAGAACUUUCAACACUCCAUGA
Molecule: messenger RNA, 429 nt
Organism: Lachancea thermotolerans CBS 6340
Lineage: Eukaryota; Fungi; Ascomycota; Saccharomycetes; Saccharomycetales; Saccharomycetaceae
Gene: HMRA1
Product: Hmra1p
Exons: 1
Coding region: 1-429 (142 amino acids)
Molecular function (GO): DNA binding
Source: RefSeq, a predicted model, not a curated record